Messenger RNA from Brugia malayi, 852 nucleotides. RefSeq names its product Thioredoxin family protein. The coding region runs from base 1 to 852 and encodes 283 amino acids. The transcript is spliced from 6 exons. Lineage: Eukaryota; Metazoa; Nematoda; Chromadorea; Rhabditida; Onchocercidae. The record is from RefSeq and is a predicted model, not a curated record.
AUGGUUGUUCAUCACUGUAAUUCGGAUGCAGGAUUUCAUGAAUUUUUGGCAAAUGCUGGCGCAAAACCUGUUAUUGUUGAUUUUUAUGCAAUCUGGUGUGGACCAUGUCGACGAAUAGCACCAAUAUUUGAGCAACUUUCCAAUCAAUAUUUAAAUGUUGCAUUUCUUAAAGUUGACGUUGAUAAGGCAAAAGAUCUAUCGACACUUCAGGGAGUUACUGCAAUGCCUACAUUCAUUGUAUACAUGAAUAGGGUGAAAGUUGAUCUUUUGCGCGGUGGUGAUCCAAAUGCAUUAGAAGCAUUGGUAAAAAAAUGGUCCGAUAAUGCACCAAAAGAGGAUAGUUUGGUCGUGGGACAAACUGAUCUCAUAACAUUUGUUGAUAAAACACAAGUGGAAUGCUUAAAUGAAGAUGAUAAUGCAACAUUAAGGAGUCUACUUAAUGGUAAAGGUGUGCUUACAUCUGAUUGCGAUCCUCAGCUUAUCAUAUCAAUUCCAUUUAAUCAGCCAGUAAAAAUUCAUUCCAUUUAUUUGAAAGGUAGUGGUCCAUCAGCACCAAAAACAGUUAAAAUUUUUACAAACCUUGCAAGUAUCCUUGAUUUUGAUCGAGCAGCAGGUGCUGAAAGUGUGCAAACGAUCUCCUUUUCCGAAAAGGCCGUCGAAGGAGAGUUAUGUAAUCUGCGUUACGUGAAAUUUCAAAGCGUGAAAAAUAUACAGUUAUUUGUGGAAGAUAAUCAAGGCGGAACUGAAAAUACAACAAUUGAAGCUCUUCGCUUUUAUGGAACACCACUUUCUGCAACAAACAUGCAGGAUUUUAAACGAGUUUCUGGCAAAGUUGGUGAAGUGGGACACUGA